This is a messenger RNA of Cadophora gregata, 1920 nucleotides long. RefSeq lists its product as uncharacterized. The transcript is spliced from 3 exons. NCBI's taxonomy places the organism in Eukaryota, Fungi, Ascomycota, Leotiomycetes, Helotiales, Ploettnerulaceae. Gene Ontology annotation, molecular function: D-xylulokinase activity. The record is from RefSeq and is a predicted model, not a curated record. Bases 1 to 1920 code for a protein of 639 amino acids. Gene Ontology annotation, cellular component: cytosol. Gene Ontology annotation, biological process: D-xylose metabolic process; xylulose metabolic process.
AUGUUUAUGCUCAAGUGCCACAGCAAGCCACAGUUGGGGUUUAGCCUAAUGUCAACCCAUGCCGUGGAUCACCCCUCCAGACUGCACCCCACCAAGAAAUCUUUCCUCUUGCCAGAUCAACAAACAUUUCUGUUUCCACACAAAGAUCGGUUGGAAUUUCAAACAGUUCCUGUCAGAGAAGUUGUAAAUCCAUCCCAGUACUUAAUAAUGUCUUCUCAAGACGGCCCAUUAUAUCUCGGUUUCGACCUCUCCACACAACAACUAAAAGCAAUUGUCAUAACAUCGGAAUUGAAAGUCCUGUAUGAAGCCAAAACAGACUUCGAUGCCGACCUCUCAAAAUAUGGCAUCAAGAAAGGCGUACACGUCAAUGAAGCCGAGCGAGAAGUCUACGCUCCUGUGGCCAUGUGGCUGGAAGCCGUGGACUUGGUCUUGCAGCGAUUGAAAGAGAAAGGGACGCCUUUUCAACGGAUCAAGGGUAUUUCUGGUGCUGGUCAACAGCACGGGAGUGUGUAUUGGAGUAAGAUUGCUGAGCAGUCACUGGCGACGCUGGAUCCGAAGGGAACUUUGGUUGAUCAGCUGUCCAAGACUGCGUUCGCUCAUCCUUUCAGUCCGAAUUGGCAGGAUGGGAGCACGCAGAAGGAAUGUGAUAAGUUUGAUGCGGAAUUUGGCUCUGCUGAAAGGCUUGCAGAAGUCACGGGAAGUAAGGCUCAUCAUCGUUUUACUGGCCCUCAAAUCAUGCGUAUGCACAAGAACCACCCAGAGGUCUAUCGUGCAACAUCACGGAUAACUCUCGUCUCCUCAUUUCUUGCUUCUGUCUUCCUAGGCAAAAUAGCUCCAUUCGAUGUCUCCGAUGUGUGCGGCAUGAAUCUUUGGGAUAUCAAAGCUGGAUCCUGGAGCGAGCCACUACUCAAACUCGCUGCCGGAGAAGAUGGCCUCGACUCCCUCAAGCAGAAACUAGGAGACGUCCGCGAAGACGGAGGUGGCAGCAUGGGCUCCAUCUCCUCCUACUUCGUCCAACGCUACAACUUCCCCUCCGACUGCGGCAUCGCCCCUUUCACAGGCGACAAUCCCUCCACUAUCCUCGCGCUCCCCCUCCGCCCCCUCGACGCCAUCGUUUCGCUCGGCACAUCCACCACCUUCCUCAUGUCCACACCAAAAUACGUCCCCGAUCCAGCAUACCACUUCUUCAACCACCCCACCACAGCCGGCUUGUACAUGUUCAUGCUCUGCUACAAGAACGGCGGCCUAGCACGUGAGAAGAUCCGAGACGCACUUCCUAAAUCCUCAACAGCCGACAGCUGGUCAACAUUCAACAAAGUCGCCCUCGACACACCCCCACUGGGACAAUCAUCCCCUUCAGAAAAAGCAAAACUAGGUCUCUAUUUCCCCCUCCCCGAAAUCGUACCCAACGUCCGCGCCGGAACAUGGCGCUACACAUGUUCCAGCUCCGGCACCGACCUCCAAGAAUCUCCCGACUGGGGCCACGAAGCCGACACGCGCGCCAUCGUGGAAUCCCAAAUCCUCUCCCUCCGUCUCCGCUCCCAGAAACUAGUCCACAGUCCCGCCGCUGGGCUCCCUCCCCAGCCAGGCAGGAUAUAUCUCGUUGGAGGCGGCUCGCUUAACCCCGCUAUUGCGCGCAUCAUUGGUGAUGUGCUGGGUGGGGCGGAGGGAGUGUGGAAGUUGGAUGUUGGUGGGAAUGCGUGUGCGUUGGGGGGUGCGUAUAAAGCUGUUUGGGCAAUUGAGAGGAAGGAGGGAGAGAGCUUUGAGGAGUUGAUUGGGGGGAGGUGGAGGGAGAGUGAGGCUGUUGAGAAGGUGGAUAUUGGGUAUAGGGGGGAUGUUUGGGGGAGGUAUGGGGAUGUUUUGGGGACGUUUGAGGAGAUGGAGGGGAAGGUUUUGGAGGGGGAGGAGAGGAAUAAGUAG